AAAAUUAACUAUUAGAGAGGAAAAUUCCGUCCUUGUCUCAUGGACUUGGUGCGCAUAAAUACAGAAACUGCAGUAUUGAAGGCAAGCAAGAAAGCUUUCAGAAAAGUUCCAAAUAUCACUAAAGCUAUAAAUGCACUUACUUGUUUAAAAGGUAUUGGUCCUGCAUCUGCAUCGGCAAUUCUAGCAGCUGGUUAUCCGGAACAUGCUCCAUUCAUGGCUGAUGAAAGUAUGUUGUCUACUCCAGGAAUUGAAACUACAGAUUAUACUUUAGCAGAAUAUGUGAACUAUACUGCACAAAUAAAAGCAUGUAGUGAUCGUUUAAAUGAGCAUGAUAAAGAAACCAAGUGGACUCCUCAUAAAGUAGAAUUGGCACUGUGGACACAUUUCUUGGCAAGAGAGCUGAAACCAUCUAUUCUCGAUGAUUUACCUAAAUAUGAUGAAGAUGCAACUCCAAACGGAAAGUCAAGCAGCAAUCAUUCAGAUAAAGACAAAUCUGUACGUGAUGCAUUGAAACAAUUGGAUCAAGAUGAUUCUUCAAAUGAACCCGUUGAUAAAAACAUCUACAAUGCACACUUGAAUAUUGGCGAAGAUAGUGAGGUAUCCAAUAGUAGUUUGGAGGCCACUGAUGAACCCCCAAGUAAAAAGCCUUGCAUUUAGCCUUAAUUGUAGCCUCUGUACCCUCUUCACUUUUUAUCAAGGUACAUAAAAUUCAUGUAAAGGAAAACGAAACAAACUCCUAUUUUUCUAUCUUAUUCAUCUUUAUUUUAUUGCAGGUAUUUGAAUUUACAUACCAUUGCUAUAGAACAAUGAUUCAUAUCGUUCACAAUAUUUAGGAAUUUUUGUCAUGCAACAAGUGAAGGUGCAGAUUUCAUAUAGUGUAUCUUAUUUCUUUUUUUGCACAAAAUCCUCUUAGCUAUUGAUGCAAAAAGAAAAAAAAAAUUAUAUCUAUAUCUAUAUACACAGACACACACACACACCACACUAGC
This is a messenger RNA of Centruroides sculpturatus (bark scorpion), 986 nucleotides long. RefSeq lists its product as uncharacterized. The transcript is spliced from 3 exons. NCBI's taxonomy places the organism in Eukaryota, Metazoa, Arthropoda, Arachnida, Scorpiones, Buthidae. The record is from RefSeq and is a predicted model, not a curated record. Bases 40 to 657 code for a protein of 205 amino acids.